Molecule: messenger RNA, 243 nt
Organism: Racocetra persica
Lineage: Eukaryota; Fungi; Glomeromycota; Glomeromycetes; Diversisporales; Gigasporaceae
Source: the annotation of a GenBank genome assembly
AUGAAAGAUACAAAUCUGGUAAAAUCUACAAGCAACUUUCAGAUAAACAUAAAAACUAUAAAUGACAUAAAUAUAGAGCUAGUAACUUCUGAAAUAGAUGAAAUAUUGGAAUUAUAUAAAGAAAUAGAACCAAAUGAUGAACAGGAACUUCAAAUAUCAGUGGGCGCUUCAUUUUCGUCUUGGGAAUUGGCUAAGGCGUAUCUCAACAAUUAUGCAAAAGCUGCCAGUUUCUCUUUGCGUUGA